AUGCUUCGAAUGUUUUUCUUAGGAAACCCUUUCAAGUUGUCCAAGGGAGGCGAACGCAAAGCUGGAAAGGGGGUGCUGCCACUAAAGAACCCGGCCCGACAGACACAUCGGGCAUCUAUCACCUCCCGGGCCGGACGGGCUGGGGGAGGGGGCUGCCCGCGGGGCUCACCCAAGCCAGGGCUCGCUUACUCGUUGUCAGAAGUCGCCGUCUCCUCGCUCAUCUUUCCCUCACCGUGUUCCGCACAGGAGAUGGAGGAGCAACAGCAGGCGGGGAAGCAGCGGCAGCGGCGGCACCGAGGGGCGGCAGGCGGCGGCGGCGGCCGGCGGGGCGCGCAGGCAGCGGCUCGGGGGCCUCACCAUGGUGGACGCCUCACCGGGAGCGGCGCCCCGCGAGCCGGGCAGCCCGGCCACCCCCGCAGGGGGGCGGCGGCAGCGAGCGCGGCCGUGGCGACCCCAGCGGUUCGCUGCGCCGAGGCCGGGUGCGACGCCGAGACGGCGCGGGCGGCUGCGGGCGCUGGAAAGGAACGCGGCCGGCGGCUGAGGCGGUGCUGCUUGCUCUCUCAGGGGCGCGACGACAGGAGGGCGACGGGGGCCGGCGGGGGGCAGCCGAGCGCUGGCUGCGGGCGGCGGCGCGGUCCCGCCGAGGUGCCGCGCACCAUCUCCCGCCUGGCCGCCGGCUGCCCGCGCGGCGCGCCCGGUCGGCCCUCAGGGGCUCCCCUCAGACGCGCUCCAGCUGGGGGUGGCGGGCAGGGCGCGAAGCGGCCGUCCGAGCCCGAGGGCACAGCGCCGAGCGGCGGCGAGCAGGGCCGAGACCAGCGCAGCUCCGCGGGCCCGCUCCUCACGCCCGCGAGAGGGGAGCCGCGAGGGGGGCGGCGGAAGCUCUCACGCCGCCCGCUCCUUCCGCCGCGCGAACCGGGGGCGCCCGCGGGAGAGGCAGGCGAAAUAGUCCCUCGCGACUUCUGGGGCGGCGGGGCUCGCGCGGGAGCCGGCGGGAAGGCGGACGUGGGGCGCGGCUGCGAGCGGGUGGCGCGGGGCCUCCGGCGAGGUGGCGGGGCGGGAGGGGAGAGACCUAAAAGCCAGGGCCCGCAGGCGAAUCACUGCAGCUCGAGAUCGUGGGCAGCAUAACAAGUUUCCAAAAAGUAGUUCCCUCCUCCCCUCGCUUCCCAAAUCGUCGGGCAGAGGGAGCGGGGCGAGGAGGGCGGCGGAGGGAUAUACCGCUGCACCGCGCGCGUGUGCGUGCGCGCGCUCCAAACUCUUGGCACGCCGCGAAAGGGGGCGGGGAUGGGAGCUCCGAGCAGAGCUGCUCCGGGACUGGCAUUGUUGCGACGCGCAACUCCCCGUUACUCGGCCUGGAAUAUCCAGGUUGUCUGUGGAAGCAGGCGGCAUUUCGCCGGGUGUUCGGGGAAGAAAUCCGAAGGCCACUCCGUUCUGCUCAGUGCGCGUGCACGCGCGCGUGUGUGUUGUGUUUUCCUUGCAAAGAAUGGAACUGGCAUGAGUUCAUCUCUAGUUAGUGGGGGUUACAGGCCGGGACUGCAAAGCGAGCUCCUCCUGCUGUCCCUCUAGUUGCAUUGCUGCAGUCCCCUUGCUGCUUGCACGGAGAGAGAAAGACUAUGAGUGAGUGUGUGUGUGUGUGUGUGUGUGUGUGUGUGUGUAGAAAGAGUUGAUUUCAAUACCUCGCGGCGCUAUUCUCGCUGCGCAAACAGCAUGCAAUGCAAGGCAUUCAUCUCUGAAAGCCCGAGUGCUUGUUAAUGGAGAACGGCUUCCAUUGAAGCCCAGGGUAGGCGGGUUACAUGAAUCUGGCGCAUCCAGCAGCACAGGAAAUAACUCCCGCUGCGAGUGAGGUUGCAUAACUAUAGCGCAGGAGAUGCCUGUGUGGCACGAACUCCGCCGAACGGAGGCGGAACGAUUGUUGGAUAGGCAGCUGUCAUGUUUGCAUUGUCAGAGGACAAUGUAGGCAGUCAUCCCAAAAGGUCUUUUUUUCUUAGGAGCCUUCUAGGAUUGAGGACUGGAGCCUGGGAUCUUUGUGACAGAAGGGCUAGGAACUCCUGGCUCUAUAAAUUCUAUUAUCUCUUCUCUAUCUACGAAGUCAGCCUAAAUACUAGAUGGCCUGGGAGACUGAAUCCCAAGCGCUCCCAAGUUCCUGUCGCGUCCCUCCAGGCGGUUCUGCUCGAGGCUUCUCACUUUGUUCUCAAGUUUACUUGACCUCCAGGGAAGGAAACUUGCGGCUCCAGCCACCUUGAGGGACAGAACAAUUCCAGAGAAGAAGAAAGAGAGAGUGCCUCCCAAGGAAACCGACACUCUCCUGCCAAGGGUUUCCAGGAAGCCUCAGAAUUGCUGCUCUCCGGAUGAGUACACACCGGUGUGCUAACAGUAUUGUGCACAUAGGAGUGCCUAAGAACUGUUCAUCUUCCAAGCGAGGAAGGAGCAGUGGUGCGGAUGGGAAAGAGAAGUGCGUGGAGCCUGCGCUGAGAUCUCUACCCCUACCAUUUUUGAACCUGAUUGUGAUGUGAAGAACCUGACCGCGGGAGUGUUGGUACUAGUCUGCCCUCCAAGUAUUCUCACUAACUAGCUUUGCCCACUUAAGUUUAAAUCAGUCUGGGCCUGGCUGGCAAUUCCCCAAAGGGGGGAGGGGGAGGAAAUGAAGCCGGAGAAUUGCAAGUUCAAGGUCUGCCAGUCUGGUUGAUUUAGCAAGACUCUCAAAAUUUAAAUUUAAAAGAAGCCAACGAUCUAGGGCAGGUGUAGAGUACCCGGGUGGGGGUGAGGGAUACCUGAGGCCCUGGGCUAAGUCCUCAAUACCGAGGCUGGAGGGAGUCUGAGUCAAGUCUAAUCUCUCAAAGACUGUUCUUAAGUCACUUAAACUCUGCCUGUUGCUGUGGGGCUAACAGCACCUAUUUCACGGAGCUCUACGUGGGUUACUGGGAUUGCAACACACGCAAAGAAUUUAGAACAAGUUGUGGCACACACCUUUAAUCCCAGCACUCAGGAGGCAGAAGCAGGCGGAUCUCUGUGAGUUCAAGGCCAUCCAGGGCUACACCCAGAGAAACCCUGCCUUGAAAAACAAAACAAGCAAAGAAGAACUGAGAUGACAGUCGAAGUUGAUUGCUUAUCCAGCUCUCACUGUGAUUCUGUGAAACUAAGCUGUAAAGCCCACGGCAGAGUGCCGGCGUGUAAAGUCAGAUGUGAGGCUCUCGGUAUUGUCCAGUCAUUCACAGACAACCAUCCAUCUUCUUCCCCGUGUGCCCCAAAAGACACGCGGCCUGGCCCUCCUUAGGCCAUCAGCAGUGAUAACCAUCAGAGUUACAAUGCAGGGCAAAGGUGGCCAUUUGCAGGGCUGCUUUUCCUUCUGAGGAGGUGCAGCUGUCUGAGGCUCCUGUGCAGCAAGCACAGAGAUACUCAGAACCGGCUCUGGGGGAAGAUGAGAAAACUGGCUUUGUUUAGCACACACCAAGUCAUGUGCUCUCCAUUUCCACAGAGAGAGCCUAACUGAAAGACUCAAAAUGUGGUCAACAGCCUGAAGUGCCGCACCACAGCUUAUUCUGUGCCCUUUGGACAAGACGCAGUGGGUGGUCAAGCCAUCAACUCCUUUUAGUUAGGGUUCGUCUGUGUCCAUUUUAAGAGGAUAUUUGUAGUUCCCACCUCUUACCAGUAGUUGUUAUAUGUGUGUGGGUGUCUCCCUGGUCUAGGUCCAACCUAUAAUAAAAUAUAUUUUAAUAUUA
This is a messenger RNA of Alexandromys fortis (reed vole), 3716 nucleotides long. RefSeq names its product translation initiation factor IF-2-like. The record is from RefSeq and is a predicted model, not a curated record. Bases 1 to 1125 code for a protein of 374 amino acids. The transcript is spliced from 3 exons. Lineage: Eukaryota; Metazoa; Chordata; Mammalia; Rodentia; Cricetidae.